UCAUACUUCAUUCAGAUCUAAGAUCAAUUGAAUUGUUUUUAUAAGAAGUUGCUCAUUUUUCUAUAGGUAAGUCAAAAUUAGAAGAAGAGAACGAAGAAGAAACUCAUCUCUCUAGACAUAGAGAAUAGAAUCCAUGGCUUCUUGGCGAUUCUCUAUUACCUCCCCCACCCUCCUCCUCCUCUUCUCUCUGCUGGUCGUGGAGGCACAUACUUCAAGAAAGCUGAUAUCAAACAAGGAACAAGAAGACCAAAAUACUAGUCAUUUGCUCAAAGAUGGUGAAUUCGAGGAUCCUUCAAUGUACAUGUUUUUAAACUUCAAUGAUCUUAAACUAGGAGCCAAAUUGCUUGUUUACUUCAACAAAAACGAACUUCGAACACUUCCUCCACUUCUCACACGACAAGAAGCUGAUCUCAUUCCUUUCACUAAGUCGAAGCUUGAUUUCCUUCUCAAUCACUUCUCUAUCUCCAAAGAAUCUCCUCAAGGGAAAGCCAUGAAGAAGACCUUGGUACGUUGUAACUACAAGGAAAUUGAAGGAGAGUACCAGUUUUGUGGGACUUCGUUGGAGUCAAUGCUUGAUCUUGCAAAGAAAACAAUAGCGUCUAAUGCUGAUAUCAAGGUCAUGACGACUAAAGUAAUUGCCCAAAACACAACAAGCUACGCUUUACAUAACUAUACGUUCGUCGAGACUCCAAAGGAGCUUGUUGGGAUUAAAAUGUUGGGAUGUCAUAGAUGUGAAAAUGAAGCAAUAAGAAACAAGAUGGUGGGUUAAGGUCUCAAGACAAUGAAGAUACCACUGCAAGGGACAAACAUGCAUGGUUGGUUAAGGUCUCAAGACAAUGGAGAUGCUAC
Brassica oleracea var. oleracea is the source of this 849-nucleotide messenger RNA. RefSeq names its product BURP domain-containing protein 16-like. Bases 134 to 769 code for a protein of 211 amino acids. The record is from RefSeq and is a predicted model, not a curated record. Lineage: Eukaryota; Viridiplantae; Streptophyta; Magnoliopsida; Brassicales; Brassicaceae. The transcript has 2 exons.